This is a messenger RNA of Penicillium brasilianum, 2236 nucleotides long. The record is from the annotation of a GenBank genome assembly. NCBI's taxonomy places the organism in Eukaryota, Fungi, Ascomycota, Eurotiomycetes, Eurotiales, Aspergillaceae.
CCAAAUCAAAAUUUCUUUCCUUCGUCAACUCCUCCAAACCACAAUGGCGACCCUCCUCCCCCCGCCCAGUAAACGCCAAAAGCUGGCUCAGGCCGAAAAGGCCAGAGAGCAACAGGAGAUUCAAAGUAUUCCCACCGAUUUGGGCAGUGUUCGCGUCCAAUUCUACGACCAGGCUACCGGCAAUGCCACCGGGCCUGCGGUGUCGGUCCCAGUGGCCGAUGCGAAUAUUAAGAACCUCGAGACGCUGCUGAAUACCCUACAAGGGAAUGACGACGAUGACCGCGUCCCGUACCGGUUCACCUACCAAUCCGACAAGGAAGAUGGACAAACCAUCGAUAUCCUCGCCGAUCUAUACCACUCGCUGCUCCAGCCUGGGAUCAAAACCACCGAAGAUACCGUUUCGCUCUACUUCACCCCGCAAGCCGUCUUCCGAGUCAAGGCGGUUUCUCGCUGCGCCGCUUCCAUCGCGGGCCACGGCGAGGCUAUCUUGGCAACCUCUUUCUCCCCCGUUAACUCGUCCACCAUGGUCUCCGGCAGUGGUGACUCUACAGCCCGAGUCUGGGAUUGCGAGACGGGUACCCCGUUGCACACCCUCAAGGGUCACACCAGCUGGGUUCUGGCGGUGGCAUACUCGCCCAACGGCGCGAUGAUCGCGACCGGUAGUAUGGAUAAUACCGUGCGGUUCUGGGAUGCGAAGGAGGGAAAGGCGCUGGGUGGACCGGUCAAGGGCCAUACCAAGUGGAUUACCAGUCUUGCUUGGGAGCCCUACCACGUGCAGGAGUCUGGACGGCCGCGUCUGGCGUCGGCGUCAAAGGACUCGACCGUGCGCAUCUGGGAUGUCGUCUCGAAGCGCAUCGAGCACGUUCUCACCGGACACAAGGGCUCGGUGAGCUGUGUUCGAUGGGGUGGUACCGGGCAGAUUUAUACCGCGUCGCACGAUAAGACGAUCAAGAUCUGGAAUCCCAAGGAGGGUACGCUGAUCCAGUCUCUGGCGGCGCAUGCCCACCGUGUGAACCACUUGGCUCUCUCUACCGAUUUUGCCUUGCGUACGGCUUACCAUGAUCACACUGGUAAGGUGCCGGCUACGGAGGCGGAGAAGGUGGCUGCGGCGCGAAAGCGAUUCGAGGAGGCGGCUACCGUGAACAAUAAGAUCGUGGAGCGAUUGGUCUCGGCUAGUGACGAUUUCACCAUGUACCUGUGGGACCCGGCUUCGUCUAAUAAACCCGUUGCGCGACUCUUGGGUCAUCAGAAGGAGGUCAAUCAUGUCACCUUCUCGCCGGACAUGGCGUAUAUUGCAUCUGCCGGUUUCGACAACCACGUCAAGCUUUGGAAUGGACGUGAUGGAAAAUUCAUCACCACAUUCCGCGGCCACGUCGGCGCCGUCUAUCAGUGCUGCUUCUCAGCCGACUCUCGGCUGCUGGUGUCUUCUUCCAAGGACACUACUUUGAAGGUCUGGGACGUCCGGACGGGCAAGUUGGCUACGGAUCUACCCGGCCACCAGGACGAGGUCUUUGCGGUAGACUGGAGUCCCGAUGGACAAAAGGUGGGGAGUGGCGGCAAGGACAAGGCGAUUCGAAUCUGGCGGAACUAGAGUAGAUAUACUAGAGUCCAAUAUAGAAUGAUACCCAAUGUCUGUUCUGCAUGAAACAACCCCUCUCCCAUCCGUUCUCUCGACCAUACAAGAGGUAAAGUAAUUUUUUUUUUAAAAAAAAGGGGAGAACUCUCGUUAUGGUCAGUCAUUAUUAUUUUGUAUUUAGGUCGCCCAAAACACUCUACUUGCACGAGCAAGUUUGCAACUGAUAUACAAGAACAACAAUGCUAAGCUGAACGCGAUUGUAAUCAAUCAUCAAAUAAAUAAGAUCAAGUCCCCGUAAAUCCCACACUCGUCAUGCAACGCAAUUAACCCUCCACUUAAGCGUACUGCCAAGCAGGAACGUCACCCUCAUAAGGCAGCGCCAGCGCCGAGAAACCCAGACAGUCACCGACAUUACCAGAGGGCACGGUCGCAUUGCUGAUGGCGGCAAACACCUGCCAGCGGUUGUCCUCGGUCGGGCAAGCCAUGAGGCCGCUCGCACCCCAACCGUUGAAGGUAUAGUGGGCCCAGGGGGUACCGGGCUCGUAGGCCAGGUUACCGACUGAAGAACCGGCUGGGAUGGAGGCGGAGUGGGCCUGGGUGAAGCUCAGGGCACCGGCGGGAUCGACGUAGACUUGUUGGCCGCCGGGAACUUCGACGUCC